Molecule: messenger RNA, 1047 nt
Organism: Aspergillus aculeatus ATCC 16872
Lineage: Eukaryota; Fungi; Ascomycota; Eurotiomycetes; Eurotiales; Aspergillaceae
Exons: 6
Coding region: 1-1047 (348 amino acids)
Source: RefSeq, a predicted model, not a curated record
AUGUCCCACCACGUGUUGAUUACUGGAGCUUCGGGCUACCUGGGAGGAACACUCCUCGCUCGACUAUCGACCCUGCAGCUGGCCGGCCUCGGCAAGAUCUUUGCUCUGGUGAGGACAGAUGCGCAGGCGGAUGCUUGCCGGCGAUAUGGCGCGGAGCCGCUGCAGUUCGACGCAUACGACCAAGCAGCCAUCCGCAAGGCGAUCGUCGAAAGCCAGAUCACCAUCGUCUAUUUCCUGAUCGAUUGCGACAAGUUCGAGAACCAAGAGUUCUUCAUCCAAGCCCUUGCCGAGUCUAGGAGGAUUACUGGGUUGGAGGCUCACUUUAUCUUCACCACCGGAACAAAACAAUUUGGCAGCUACUGCGGUGCGCCAACUGAUCGGCCUCUGCUAGAUACUGAUCCAGAGUUGUAUAACAUCCAGAAGUCCCAACGCACCGAGCAUCCAUGGGGUCAAACUUCCGUCCAGGUGAAUUGCAGCGUCAUCGACAAAGGGCUGGAGUACGGUGUACGAACAUACAUCUUCUCGCCCUGCAUGGUUUAUGGAAAGGGAGAGGGAUUCGGAAACCAAAUCUCUAUCCAGGUCGUUGAUAUCGUUCGGGCCGCUAAGGCAGCGGGCCGUGUUUAUCAAGUCGAAUCCGAGCAGAAUGCAUGGCCUGUAUGCCACAUUACGGACAACACGAACCUCUACAUCCAGAUCCUUCGGUCAAUUGUCGCGGGCAAGAAUCCUGGAUACGGGAAAAAUGGCUACUAUCUCGCAUCAUCUGGCCGCGUGGCUUGGAAUCAUGUUUACGAAGCAAUGGCCGCUGCUUUGGCUAGACGAGGUGUCAUUGACGACGCGACGGUCGUUCAAGCCGAUGAUGCCGCGCUGGAGAAGAUGGCCGCCGCCUUGGGGACAUACAGCUCGUUCGUGGGGGCGAGAAUCGCCGGGCAGUCUACAUAUACUGCAGAGCAUGGAAAGAGAAUUGGCUGGGCGCCUCAAUACCCGCCUCAGCAUAUUCUAAGUGCUGCGGACGACGAGGUGGACUUCAUACUAAAGAAUCUGAAGUAG